Ruditapes philippinarum (Manila clam) is the source of this 4231-nucleotide messenger RNA. RefSeq names its product SANT and BTB domain regulator of class switch recombination-like. The transcript has 22 exons. Lineage: Eukaryota; Metazoa; Mollusca; Bivalvia; Venerida; Veneridae. The record is from RefSeq and is a predicted model, not a curated record. Bases 147 to 2276 code for a protein of 709 amino acids.
GAUCUUUCAAUUAGUUGCAAUAUAAUUUUAUUAUUUGAACAAUUUAAUAUUUUCGUUCAUUUAAUUGUCAAUUUUUACACAACUUAGAGUCCUUGGAUUUUGGAUGGUGACCAGCUUUAAAACAGAUCUGAAGAGUGUAUAUAACAAUGGGUUCAGUGGAACCAACAUCGAGGGCCGGAGUGGCGCUGGAUCUCAUACUUAAAACUCUGAUAGCUUCUCAAGAUUUUAAUCACAUUCAGAGCAAAAACUGGGAAGCAAUAUCAAGACUUGUACCAGGAACCACUGCAGGAAUGGUUGCAAGGAGAUAUGAAGAGUUGCUGUUCAGUGGAGAUUUACUUCCCUUUGACCAGUUUGAGAAAAACAUGACAGGGCAAGGGGGUUCCUUGCCUUCUGGCAUGUCAGACUCAGAUCUGAGUAAAAAUAGCAGUAGACCCUGCUCUGCUAAACCUAAAGGUAGCAAAGAUGAUAAAGAUUUAACAGGGAAAGAUAUUUCCAGUGAUUUAAAGAGUGGAGAUAAAGGUCCAAUGAUGGUCAUACAUGUAUGCGAUGAAGCUAAAAGUUUGAAGCAGGAUUUUCAGUGUCCGCGGGACCUUCUGGUGCAGGAGAUGAAGUAUUUUGCGGAAUAUUUAUCCACGGAUGCUCAACGCUGGGAGGAAGUUGAUAUAUCUGUCCACUGUGACGUUCAAAUCUUUGAAUGGCUGAUGAGAUAUGUCAAACGCAGUGAUGUCAGUGAUAAACCCAAACUAGCAGCAAAAAAUAACAAGCGUCAACAGAUGGAACCAAACAAUGUGAUAUCAAUCCUAAUAUCAUCAGACUUUCUCAAGAUGGAUAGCUUGGUGCAAGAAUGUAUAGAAUAUUGCCAUGGCAACAUGUCAGCUAUAGUUAGUACACCGUGUAAUAUGAACUGUAUCAAUGAUAAACUUGUAGGGAGAAUUGCUGAUUUAUUUUCACACAAUGAAGCUGAUGAUAUAAAGGAUAGGAAAGACAAAUUUAAAAGUAAAUUGUUUGCAAAGAAACUUGAGAAGUUGUUUGAGCCAGAUUUCACAAACCAGGACUGUCUAGAAAAUGCAUCAACAUUGUUCAGGUGCUCAAUAUGUAAAAAGAUGCUGACCAGAAACUUGGAGAGAAAAGUCAAAUGUAUGCCAAGCAGGAUGACAAUAGAUAAGAGAGGACAGCUAACAUUCUGUCAUAUACGGGAUCCGACAUUUGACGUUAACCAGUAUCUUAUCGAUCUAAAAACACAGCUUAAAUCAUGGCGUGAAGUUUACUGGCGGAUGUGGGGAACGGUCCAUUAUCAGAUGUGUAGUCGCUGUGGGGAGACGUUCUCGUGUACUGACUAUGGUCACUGUAAAUAUCAUCCUGAACCCCCUCGGUACGAUAAUGAAAUGAGCAGCUCGUCUUAUGUUGGGACGUACCCUUGCUGUCACCAAAAAUGCCUCAGGUUUGAUCCAACACAGCAAAACAAGGGAUGCAGGGUUCGAGACCACGUGGUGAACGUAGCGCAGGUGAAUCCGGGCAGUGAGAAUGACCUCCAGAGUCAGUUAAACAAAGUUAAUGAUGAUUUAUUGUCACAUCGUGAUGUAAUUUGUGUUCCAUAUCAAAGACUUUCAGACGCCAGGAAAUACAAUGAUUGGAUGACUGGUGAAAUGGAACUGAAUGUCUUUGCGAAUGAAGAAUUUGCCAGUAACUCAAGGUCAGAGGGCGUGGCCAUAUCCUCCGUUAUAUCCGGAGUUGAAGAUGAUUCAAAGACAGACUCUGCAAGGCCUGUUCCGAGACUUCAAGCCCUGACUAUUGAUCGUGAAGUAUCAUUUGAGUAUGAUGACAUUGGUUUUGGCGAGAGCGAUGAUGAGAUUGGAGACGAUGAACAACCCAAGGGGACAGCAAGAAAGGGGCGGGGCUUAAAGAAGUCAAGGGUCACGAUUGAUCCGCAAGCUAUUCUUAUGGAUGCUCCUGGUUUUGACCAGAAUAAGAAAUCAGCCUGGGAUACAGGGCGCUCCAUGAGAUAUAAUCAAGAUGCGCAGAGAUCAGAAGAUUUGCGGCGAAUGAAAGAGAUCCGUGUAUAUCUUACUAAAUUGAGGCUGAAUCCAGAAAAAAUUGAGAGACCUAAGAAAGAGUACGCAGGAGGUGUAUUCUGUAGGCUGGAAUCCCAGUGGAAAGCACAAUAUCUUCAACAGCAAGCGAAGCAACAAGCUCAAGCCCAACUCAGAUUGAGUCGAAGCAACACGUACCACACGAUAUCGGCACGGAAGGACCGAAGAUCAUUAUCUGGUGUAUAGAUCGCACAGUCAAGAAAUCGGUCAAGAUUUUCUCAGAUGCGAUCAUCAAUGGCCUAGAUGUAGUUCUCCUUUUGAGCAACAAGAAACACACUCGACAAUCGUUUAUUCUACCAUGUAUGGUUUACCUUAGCAUGAAUUUAGUCGAGACUUUUCUGCUGGACAAAUUUGGGUGUUGUCGUAAAAGAUUUAGGUGUCUUCACCGAAAAAUGUUAUUUAGAAAACUAAAUGUGUCUUAAAGGAGCAAAGGCUUCUUGACCCCAAUACCCUUAUGAACAAUAUUCAGAUGCCCUUCAUUGAAAAAAUUGCAACACAUUUGAUUGGCCUUACGUCCCUCGGCAAUUCAAAAUAGCUCCCAAGUAACUAUCCCUUACAUGUGAACAUAAGAUCUAAACUUUAGUCAGAUUGGCCCCAAAAUUAAUCAAAGUGAACAUUCUCAAUUAAAACUAAUCGACAUAAAACCUAAACCAUGGAGACCUUUGAAACCCAAUUAUUUUUGGACAGCAUUUAUUUAUUCUGUUUUAUGGAAGAUUAUUGAGUGUAUUUUGUUUAAUCUUAAAUUAUUAUUUUAAGUGGAUUUUGUCUGUGAAAUUAGGUUUUUUUUUCAAGCUCAGACUUUUUAUCAUUUACCAUUCUUAUCAUUAAAGCAUCGGGGAAAAGAGGCUGUGCUAUUUUUGUAACAGUUACAAUUAUUGUUAUGAUGUAGAUUUUUUGCCUUUUUAGUUACUAAUUUUACCCAUACCUUCCUAAGUAUCUUAAAUGGACUUGGCCAUCUAUAAAUUUUUGCAAAGCUACCGGUAUACAUUAUAUAUUUAGGUAAAAAUUUCAAAAUAUUAACUGAACUGAACUGAAAUAUUGACUGAACAGUCAACAAUGUAGAUCAUGAUCAGAUGGCACAGAUCUUGGUCUGCACAAGUCUCACAUUGGGUAGAAUCUGUCACAGUCAGUAGAGUAAUGGUUGUGGCUAUAUUUUGACAAUCACUGAUUUUUUUCUGUAUUUUUUUUUCAUUUUCCUAAAAGAUUUUGUACAUGUAUGUCUUAAGAAAAUAUACAUAUAGCAUUAUUUACGUACAACACAUCUUAUGAAUUUGAUCUAUGUUACUGUUUAAUACAUAGAAUUUGGAUAAUUGUCAAAGAUAUCCAAUAUAUUUCCUGCAUUGGACACUGCAAGUCUGAGGGUCCAAUACAGCCUGUAUUGGAUUGUUGAGUGCUUAUCACCUUUUCUUUGUAAAAUGUUUUUUUCCAGUUUCUGUGUACUGGUUAAAGUUUGAUUCCUUUAUGGUAUAAUAAGGUUACAAUUUUAAACAUAAGUAACACCAUAUUAUUUUCCCCUUAAGUAUUUCAGUUUUAAUUAUGAGUGCAUUAUUUUCAAAUAUUUUAUCAUAAAUAAAUGUGUAAGAAAUUUAAAUUAAUUUUAAAGUACUGCUUCAUUUUAACUUUUUUUAUUAUGAUUACCUAAAUUUAAAAAAAGUGUACCCAUUUUUUUAAAAUUUAAUUUAGUAUAAAUGUGUUUUUAAUGAGACCAGGUGAUGAUAUGUUUAUAUUUUAAUAACAGUCUAAAUUAUUUAGGCAUUCUAGUGAUUUUUUAUGCAUUCUUAUUUUGUUUAGGCAUUCUGAAUAUAUUUAGGCAUUCUGGGCGUAUUUAGGCAUUCUGAAUGUUAUAAACAUUUGGUUUAUUGAACUUUUAAAGUAAUCAAAACUGAAUAGUUUUAAGUAAAUUGUUUUUGUAUGAUGAAUAUGAUUGUGUAUAUACAGUAGAUAAUUUAUUAAAUUAUGUGAAAAUUGUUUUAUAUUAUUUAAUAUGUUGACAUUUGAAUUGUACACAGAUUGUCUAGUUAAACUGUGAUAUUUGAGCCUUUAUUAAUGCAUAAUGUUUGCAAUUGUUGUUGGAUUUUAAUACAAUAAUAACUUUUAUUGCUGUGAAAAUAUCAGAUAGAAUAAUAAAAUUAUGAUUUUUU